Symbiodinium sp. CCMP2456 is the source of this 1422-nucleotide messenger RNA. The record is from the annotation of a GenBank genome assembly. Lineage: Eukaryota; Dinophyceae; Suessiales; Symbiodiniaceae.
AUGUCCGAAGCAUCGGAAAGCUCGUCCGGCGAAAUGAACGAAGGGAAUGCCCAGCCGAUGCCAGCAGAGACUGGCUCGCCUGCAGAUCCGAUGAACUCAGCGAAUUCGCCCAUGGAAUCGCAAUCUUCGCCAACGACUUCCACGCCGGAAGAACGACAGAAUCAAGUUCAACAGGCUCGCGCCGAACUCGCAGGCCGUCGCCAACCGAUCGAUGCCGACAAACAAGCAGCGGAACAGAUCGCCCAACUGCUCGACAACAUCGACAACUCAGGCGCCAAGAUCCAAGAACUGUCCGAACAAUUGAUGGCAAACAACCAAGCUGCAGAAAACGCCACGCAACCGAUGGGGGAAGGAGAACCAUCCAAACCCGAAAAUGGAGAAGGCUCGCAACCGAUGCCUUCUGAAAGCAGUUCUGGAGACGUAGAUCCUAGCAACACUACCGGCGAGGCUUCUGGCGAAGCUCCGGCAGACCAAGAAACUCAGCCUAACCCAAUUGCUUCUCAGCUGGCCGAAUCGAUGCGUCAGUUCGCCAAUUCGCAGCGAGAAGCAACCCAGUUGGCCGCGAACACCGCUCAGCAAAACCAGAUCGCAAAUCAACCGGUUCGGGACGCAUUACAAACGGCCUCGCGACUUCCGGUUCCCAUGUCGCAGAUGAAUCAGCCUGCCGAAGGCAACUCUGGUGAUGAAGCUGCCGCAGAAGGAACAGCACCAUCGAGCGACGCAGAAGGCCAACCGGGGGAUACCACUCAAGAGCCCGGUAGCCCUGCGGAUGGCUCACCCAUGGGUAGCACUCCGUCCGAGCCAAGUAGCAACCCAACGCAAUCUGGUACCCUGGCUUCCCAAGAAAGCCCCAAUCAGCAGCCGUCGGGCGAAAUGGGGAACUCAAUGGUUUCUCCUACACCACAAGUGACCGCGCAAGCGUUGGCUGGUAUGGAGGCCAUGGAAUCACUUUGGGACCAAAUGCCCGAAUUGAUUGCCGAUGGCGAUCCCUCCAACUCGAACGAGGUCGCCACGAUUGAUCCACUCGGUAUGGCGGCGCCUGCGUCGGCCAUGCUCGACAAUCCUUCCGAAUGCGAAAACGCGUAUGGCAAACUUCGCGACGAACUGGCCAAAGUGAUCGUCGGGCAGUCGGACGUAAUCGAGCAAGUUCUCGUUGCGAUGUUCGCUCGUGGACAUGCACUUUUGGAAGGGGUGCCCGGACUGGCGAAGACUCUUUUGGUGAGUUCGUUGGCAGAAUCGCUGCACCUGAGUUUCAAGCGAAUUCAGUUUACCCCUGACCUGAUGCCAAGCGAUAUCACCGGGACAGAGAUCAUUCAGGAAGACCUGGAAUCGAAGAAGCGACGGUACGAGUUUUUGGAAGGCCCGAUCUUCGCGAAUCUGAUUCUCGCCGACGAAAUCAACCGCACUCCACCGAAGACCCAA